Mercurialis annua (annual mercury) is the source of this 1593-nucleotide messenger RNA. RefSeq lists its product as uncharacterized. The coding region runs from base 1 to 1593 and encodes 530 amino acids. The record is from RefSeq and is a predicted model, not a curated record. The transcript has 6 exons. Gene Ontology annotation, molecular function: nucleic acid binding. Gene Ontology annotation, biological process: DNA integration. NCBI's taxonomy places the organism in Eukaryota, Viridiplantae, Streptophyta, Magnoliopsida, Malpighiales, Euphorbiaceae.
AUGGCUGAUCCGUUUGGUAGAUCAGAGGAUCAACCAUCAAGCCCUUAUUACCUCCAUCCUAGUGAAAAUCCUUCACUUUUGCUAGUUACUAAUGUUCUAACAGAUCAGAAUUACCACUCAUGGUGUAAAGCUAUGAAGAAAGCUUUAAUUUUGAAGAAUAAGUUGAAAUUUGUUGAUGGAAGCAUUGCAAUUCCAAACAGAAAUGAUGCCUCCUUUCCACCUUUGGAGAGGUGCAAUACAAUGGAGGAAAUUUACUCAUAUAAACAGAAUAAUUUGACAGUUACAGAUUACUAUACACAUUUGAAGAUGCUAUGGGAUGAGUUAUCAAGUCUCAGACCUAUACCUAACUGUGUUUGCAAUCCAACAUGCUCUUGUGUUCUUAUCAGAACAAUUAAGGAGUAUUUCUCUAAUGCAAAGAUUCAGAUCAUGAUGAAGGAUCCUUUACCUCCCACUAACAAAGUGUUCUCUAUGAUAGUCCAGCAUGAAAGACAGCUAGGAUUGAAUACUAGCAAUCAAAAUGUUGAUUCACAGGCUUUUCUCUCUAGAGGAAACAAGUACAAUUGUGAAAAUGAUUCUCAAUAUGAAUCAAGUGCAUGCUACAGCAGAGGCAAUCAAAACUUUGGCAAUGGAAAUUACUCAGGAGAUGCAGCAAAUGAAAAUUACAACAGACAAGAAAAUCACAGUAGAAAUGAGCAAUCAGAAGGAAAUAAUGGUGGUCAUUUUCCAUUCACAAAAGAUCAGUAUUCAAAGUUACUGUCUUUGAUUCAGCAAAGUGGAAAUUCAGCUCAAGUUAAUCAAAUUUCUGCUCAUUUCAAACAGGAAGAACCAGACACUGGAGCUACUGACCACUUCACUUGCAAGCCUGAUUUGUUCAAAAACAGUAGAUCUAUUAAAAACAUGGUUGUGAAAUUGCCAAAUGGUCAUCGGGAUCUAACUCUUUCGAAGAAUAUUGGAUCAGCUAAAAAGAAAGAGGGUCUUUAUGAGUUGCAAUUAUCUAAUAAUUUCAGUUGCAAUUCCUGCUCCACCAAAACUAUGUCAUCUGCAUAUUUGUGGCAUCUCAGAAUGGGGCAUCCAUCCACACAGAGAUUGAAAAAGCUUCAUAGCAUGGACUCUGGUAUUACCUUUUCAAAUAAAUAUGUUUGUGAAAUUUGUCAUUUCAAUAAACAGAAGAAACUUACUUUUCCUGUUAGUGAGUCUUCAACUAAGUGUAAUUUUGAAUUGGUUCAUAUGGACAUAUGGGGUCCAACUCAGACACCUACUGUAAAUGGUUAUAGAUACUUCUUAACCAUUGUGUAUGAUUGCAGUAAGUACACAUGGGUUUUCCUUAUGCAUAAUAAAUCACAGACCAGAGAUUUCAUGUAUAAUUUUUUCUCUUAUGUUGAAACUCAAUUUUCUACCAAGAUUAAGACUGUGAGAACAAACAAUGGAGUUGAAUUCAACAUGGUGGAUUUCUUUAAUUCCAAAGGAACUAUACAUCAAAAAUCUUGCACCUACACCCCUGAACAGAAUAGUGUGGUAGAGAGAAAACAGCAGCACAUACUAAAUAUUGCAAGAUCACUCAAGUAUCAGUUAGGUUUGAACAUUUCUCUCUAG